CAAGCUUAUUUUCCUUUUUAUAGGACCGACAAAUUUCGCUCUUAUAAAUGAUAACUCCAAGAAUAUUGUCAUAACACUCAACAAAUAGAGCUUACCCUGUAACAGCGAAAUAGGUCUCGAAUCACACAUGUGAUGAUUGGCCCAUAUGCUUACAGCAACGCUUAAUUACUCACCCGGCGUCCUUUACACACGGAGUGAGACCUUGAGGUGGCUCAUUUUCAAAUGGAGGAGAAUACUUCAUACGCAUAAUUCAACAAUAAAUACCUAAGGUUAGUAGCUUGAGAACUGUUAUAGUGAUCUUUUAGUCUAUAUUCCCCACUACCUCUUGAUUCACUUGCUUUGAUCCACUACGUACCAAGAAAGUCCAAAGUCGCAAAAAGACCCCUCCAUCCAAGUCAGGUGAUUGAAGCAAUUGCCCCUCCCCCUCCCUCCUGGGUUAUCAACACCGAUAAAAAUUCCACCUUUAGGCUCAACCAGAUUGAACGAAUAUCGUACCAUCGCGAAUCGCCAAGAUGUUGGACAUUGAGGAUUUCAUUGAGGAGCGCGGCGGAAACCCUGAGAAGAUUCGAGAGAGUCAGCGCCGCCGACAUGCUCCUGUAGAGCUGGUUGACGAGGUUAUUGCCCUUUGGCAAGACGCGCGCAAGACUCAGUAUGGAGUUACGCAGAUCGGCACACAAAUAAACGGCGUUCAAAAGGAGAUUGGCCUCAAGAAACGAGCCAAGGAGGAUGCGACCGAGCUACUGAAGCAGAAGGAGGAGUUGACAGAGAAGAAGAAGAUCCAAGAGGAGCUUGCGGCAGCGAAGAAUGCUGAACUCAAAGUCAAGGCAAAGCUCGUCGGAAACUACGUGCACGACUCCGUCCACGUCAGCGACAACGAAGACAACAACACAAUCGAGCGAACCUGGGAGCCCGAGACUUUCGAUAAGACCAAGCAAGCUGCUCUUUCCCACCACGACGUGCUGCUGCGACUUGGAGGAUACGACCCGGUUCGAGGAGUCAAGUUGGUCGGCCACCGAGGUUACUGCUUGACUGGCUACGGCAUGUUCCUGAACCUUGCACUCGUCAACUAUGCCACAGCCUUCCUCUUCAACAAGGGCUACACCCCUAACCAACCACCCUUCAUGCUCAACCGCGACCAGAUGGCCAAGACUGCGCAGCUCUCUCAAUUUGACGAGGAGCUUUACCGUGUUUCCGAAGGACCUACACCUUCCGAGUCGGAUCGAUACCUCAUUGCCACCAGCGAGCAGCCCCUUUCCGCGCUUCAUGCCGAGGAGUGGAUCCAGCCCUCUGAGCUCCCUAUCAAGUACUGCGGUUACAGCACUUGCUUCCGAAAGGAGGCCGGUAGCCACGGUCGUGAUGCCUGGGGUGUGUUCCGCGUGCAUCAGUUUGAGAAGGUUGAGCAGUUUGUCCUCUGUGGCCCCGAUGACAGCUGGGACCAGUUUGACCAAAUGAUGGCCAACUCCGAGGAGUUUUACAAGUCCCUUGGUCUUCCCUACCAGGUCGUGGGUAUCGUCACGGGUGCGUUGAACAACGCUGCUGCCAAGAAGUACGACUUGGAGGCAUGGUUCCCCUUUCAGAAGGAAUACAAGGAGCUUGUUUCUUGCUCCAACUGCACAGACUACCAGACCAGAGAGCUCGAGAUUCGCCAUGGUUCCAAGAAGGGCAAGCAGAUCGUUGGUGGUGGAAAGAAGGAGUAUGUCCAUGCUCUGAACGCUACUCUCUGUGCUACUGAGCGAACACUGUGCUGCAUUCUUGAGAACUACCAAACGGAGGAAGGUCUCGUUGUGCCCGAGGUCUUACGAAAGUAUAUUCCUGGCGAGCCUGAGUUUUUGCCUUUCAUCAAGGAGACCCCCAAGGAAGCAGAGAAGAUCGAAAAGAAGGAGGGCGGCAAGAAGGAGAAGACCCUUCCUGUUCGUGAGACCAAGGCGUAAAUGCAUGCAUUCUGUUAAGGUGAAUGGGAUGUUAUAGAGGAAGAAGAUGUGUUAUAUUUUCGUUGAUACAGCACAUGAUGGGAAUUCAGUAGAAAUCAACAAAAAUCAUCAACAAGAUAGCAGGGCAGCUUAACAAAUUGGACGAAUCUAUGUUUGUCCAACAUGUUGGUGCUUGUCUGUAAACAAGCCUUCGAUGAGAGCUUGAAGUCGGGUCGGAAGAGGAUAUCUCCGAAGUUCCGUGGCACUGAACAAACAGACAAGUUCGGCCAGAAGCGCUAGCUCACGGAUCGUUGAGCCCUUUCCCCGCCCCCUGUCAAACGACACCGGUCCUCUCCGUGAUCAAGACGGAGGUGGGUACCG
Messenger RNA from Fusarium verticillioides 7600, 2291 nucleotides. RefSeq names its product seryl-tRNA synthetase. The transcript is spliced from 5 exons. Gene Ontology annotation, molecular function: tRNA binding; serine-tRNA ligase activity; ATP binding. Gene Ontology annotation, biological process: seryl-tRNA aminoacylation. Gene Ontology annotation, cellular component: cytosol. The record is from RefSeq and is a predicted model, not a curated record. The coding region runs from base 513 to 1931 and encodes 472 amino acids. Lineage: Eukaryota; Fungi; Ascomycota; Sordariomycetes; Hypocreales; Nectriaceae.